Messenger RNA from Athene cunicularia (burrowing owl), 5008 nucleotides. It is a transcript of the gene AGPS, whose product is annotated as alkylglycerone phosphate synthase. The coding region runs from base 1 to 1773 and encodes 590 amino acids. Gene Ontology annotation, molecular function: alkylglycerone-phosphate synthase activity; FAD binding. The record is from RefSeq and is a predicted model, not a curated record. Gene Ontology annotation, biological process: lipid biosynthetic process. The transcript has 20 exons. NCBI's taxonomy places the organism in Eukaryota, Metazoa, Chordata, Aves, Strigiformes, Strigidae.
AUGGAUAUGAGGAUCUACAUAGAACUUGUGUUUGAGGAUAAUACCCAGGUUUUGAAGCAAGAACUUCUGAAGUGGAAUGGAUGGGGAUAUAAUGACUCCAAAUUCAUCUUCAAUAAGAAGGGUCAAGCAGAAUUCACAGGAAAAAGGUACAGAUUAGGUGGUAUGGUAUUACCAACUUUUAAGGAAUGGAUAGAAAAAACCUUUGGAGCAAGUCUGGAGCACAAAACUACCUCUAGAGCAUCCUUAAAUGUUAACGAUGUACCUCCAUCCAUUGUAAAUGAAGAAUUUCUUCAGGAUCUUAGAGCCACUAACAUCUCAUAUUCACAGGAUGCAGAAGAUAGGGUAUUCAGAGCUCAUGGUCACUGCCUACAUGAGAUAUUUGUACUCAGGGAAGGAAUGUUUAAGAGAAUUCCUGAUAUAGUUGUAUGGCCUGUUUGCCAUGAGGACGUAGUUAAAAUUGUGGAAUUAGCCUGCAAACACAAUCUCUGCAUUAUACCAUUUGGUGGAGGGACAAGUGUAUCUAGUGCCCUUGAAUGUCCUGAAGAAGAAAAAAGAACAAUUGUCUCACUGGAUACAUCACAAAUGAAUCGGAUUCUCUGGAUAGAUGAGAAAAACUUAACAGCUUGUGUGGAAGCUGGCAUUGUUGGGCAAGAUCUGGAAAAACAGCUUGCUGAAAGUGGCUUUUGUACAGGCCAUGAACCAGACUCCAUGGAGUUCAGUUCACUAGGAGGAUGGGUAGCAACACGAGCAUCAGGCAUGAAAAAAAACAUCUAUGGAAACAUAGAAGAUCUGGUGAUUCAUAUAAAAAUGGUAACUCCUAGAGGAAUAGUAGAAAAAAACUGCCAAGUACCUCGCAUGUCAACAGGACCUGAUAUCCAUCACUUCAUUAUGGGAUCUGAAGGAACUCUUGGAGUGGUUACUGAAGUUACGAUAAAGAUUCGCCCAGUCCCUGAAUAUCAGAAGUAUGGCUCUGUGGUCUUCCCCAACUUUGAAAGAGGGGUGGCCUGCUUAAGGGAAGUGGCAAAGCAGAGAUGUGCUCCUGCAUCAAUUCGUCUUGUUGACAAUGCACAGUUUCAGUUUGGUCAUGCUCUUAAACCACAAGUUGCUUCCAUUUUUACAUCAUUUUUGGAUGGACUGAAAAAAUUCUACAUCACAAAGUUUAAAGGAUUUGAUCCCAACAUACUGUGUGUUGCUACCUUGCUCUUUGAGGGUGACAGAGAGAAGGUUCUUCAGCAUGAAAAGCAAGUCUAUGAUAUUGCCACCAAGUUUGGUGGCUUGGCAGCAGGAGAAGAUAAUGGACAGAGAGGGUAUAUGCUGACAUUCGUCAUUGCUUACCUUCGGGACCUGGGCCUGGAUUACUAUGUAAUAGGAGAAUCAUUUGAGACAUCUGUUCCUUGGGAUAGGGUUUUGGAUCUUUGUAGGAAUGUGAAGGAAAGGAUAGUAAGAGAAUGCAAAGAAAAGGGUGUUCAGUUUGCUCCUCUUUCCACCUGCAGGGUGACACAGACUUAUGAUGCAGGUGCAUGUGUCUACUUCUACUUUGCUUUUAACUACAGAGGAAUUAGUGAUCCUAUUCAUGUCUAUGAACAAAUUGAGAGGGCUGCUAGAGAAGAAAUACUUGCCAAUGGAGGAAGUCUGUCACAUCACCAUGGAGUAGGCAAAUUGCGGAAGCGCUGGAUGAAGGAGAGCAUCUCUGAUGUUGGCCUGGGAAUGCUGAGAUCUGUUAAAGAAUAUGUGGACCCCAAUAACAUCUUUGGAAACAAAAAUCUUUUAUAAAGCCCUGUGCAACAUGAUGUACUAAAACUUCAAAAUUACUGUUGAAAUUCCUCCACUUUCAUUGUAUUGAUAUCCCAGUAAUCAAAUAUAACAUAGACUAAACUUUAAAAACUAGUAACUUACACAUUGAUUUUUGCCACUCCCUUCCCCCCUCCCCCCAAUAAAGUGUAAACAUCACUGUUAAUGUUUAUGGAUUUUUACUUACAAUGCUCCUAAACUCUUAAACAACCCACUGGGCAUAAAGUGUAUUACCAGCCAGGAAAUGCAAAUUUGGUUUUCCAAGUUUGGUUAGGCAACACAGCUGACAGUAUUUUUCAAUGCUGGAUACUGCCAGAUGUUUCUUACUAAAGCAUCCCCUGCGAGGAGAACAAAGACUGACAACAGUUUUCUACAGAAGCAGCUGCUCGACCCAGCCUCUUGCUAAUGGAAAGCUGCUAUGAGACAGAUGAGAGAACACCAAGAACACCAUUAAGUAUGUAACAGACUUGUAACCAGCAAAUACUUGAAGUAUAAAUGUAGGCUUUGAUCAAAAGAGAAUGUAAGUCAAACUACUAAAAACUCUCUAGUAUCCCACUGUAGUACUAUUAGAAGAUCUUAUGUAAUUGAGCUGUUCCAAGUUGUAUUUGCAUUGCUGGGAUAAUCUUAAAUUAAUUGUAGGUCAGUCACUAUAAGUUUUGUACAAUGGACAUUUCUCACUGUAUGUUGAAAACAGGUUUGUAACAAAACUUUGCGUUUAUCUGUACUUCAGUCCUAGUGUGUAUGGUUUUUGCUCCUGUUUUCUUUGUUUUGCAGAGAUGCAAAACAUCUUUUUCAGUAAAAAAAAAAAUGUUUUGGCUAUUCAAAUGAAACUGCCCAGCACUGUCUUUUGAAACAGUCUCAACAGUUUAAUAAAGUGUUUAAAUGGACAACAUAACUGUCAUCCUGAAAGCGAGAUUUCCCAUUUUAGUUUUGUACAGUUUCCUAUGGCCUCUGUGAAUCAUUUAUUGACUUCACUAGUAGCCACAAUUUUAAUUGUCCCUUGAACUUUAAGAAAAUGAAAUAUUUUCUUGAUCGGUAUCAUAUGAGUAAGAGUUUUUACAUUGAAACUUGAAUCUUAAUCAGUAAAACAAAGUAUUUGUCAAUAUUCAUGAUCCAUUUUUAAGGUGGGUUCUUUUCUUAAAGCAAGUUAUCCAACUUUUUGAUAGUUAAUGUGUAUGAUUGCAUAGGAUAGAAAAAAAAAAAAGACUAUCCUUUGAGGACACUGUCUCUAGCCAACUGCUUCACAGCUCUAGUAUCAGUUUGGACACCUUUUGUAUUGGUAGUUCCCUUACUGAGGAGAAAAAGAUAAAAUUGCUUUUUUGUUUUUAAACUUUUAGAAUACAGUCUAAUGAGCUCUGUUUUGGUAAUAUACCAAAAGUACCAAAUGCUUGGAGAAAUACUGCAUAUCAGACAACUUAAUCUUGAAACAAGUUCAGAUUUCAACUCUAAAAUGGUCAAAAAAACAUGGACACUCAAAGCAUCACUUUAAAAUGCAUGCUGUCAAAGUAGUCAAGGAAAACUUUCUAUCAUCUUCAGGUUAUAAAACAGAAUGUUAAUGUGAUACUUACAAUGCAGCUAUAUUUACUUUGGUUGUUGUUUCACAUAAAAUUUCAACUAAUUGACUAAUUUCAUCUAAUUAGUCAAUUUCAACUAAUCUACUAUUUUGGGUUUUGGCCCCCAGAGUUCAUAUUUUAGCAGCAACCAAAACAAUAGGUAUAGUGUGUCUUUGCACUGUGGUUAAGUGUUCCUUAAGUACACAAUGGUGUCUCGGCAAAGUGAAUGUGUACGUGUUUAUGCAAGGGACUUCCUCAUCUCACGUGCUGCAUGAUGGUGACUACAUGGCUACAGGUGGCAUCUUGCUGAUGACUUGUAUAGAGACCUUUCUAGGAGCUGGUAAUUAUUCAGGGUUCAAUAAAAGUAUAUGUCUAACUAUAUGAAGAAUCUAUUUUGAAGAAAAGUACAUGAAGUUGUUUGCAGAAUGACAGCACAAACAGAACUAAAACAAGUAGUCAUAGUCAGUAAUACCUGUCUCAAGAUUUUGACUUACAGCACAGCUCUAUGACAUCCUUCUCGAUUCAUAAUUUUCUGAUUAUAGUUUCCUCAUGCCUUUUUUGUACUGAAAUUACAGAGGCAAAAACUCCUUAUGCUCUAUUUCUAACCUUUAAAUAGCUACUGGCUUCUGAAGUGAUUUAAAAUGCAGUAAAGAUUUUUACUGCAUGUCCAUUGUCCUAUGGGAAGGUGAAAUAACAGGCUAUAAGGGUCCCAAAGCAAUGUCACUGGAUAGCUCUGAGGAAAAGAUUAACUACAAAUGUAAUGGAUAUUUUUUCUAAUGGCCACCCUAUUGCUGUCUUCCUAAAUACUUUUCUGUCUUAGAAACUGCAGUUGAAAAGCAUGUAUUACUGUCUUUAAUUUCGCAUUUAACUUUCUAAUGAAAAUAAAGCAUAAUGCAAGUUCAGACCUAGAUACAUACAGAUCGUUAUCUAUUCAAAAGAAAUCUUCCCUUCUCUGAUACUAAAGUCUUCCACCACUCUUCCUUCUGUAUUAUUCCUUUCUAAAGACCUCACUUCCCAUAGCUGCAGCCUGUUCAGAAUGGAGUUUGGUCCAUGCACAUCAGAAGCGUAUCUUGGCAUAACACAUUACUUUUUGAUUUGCGUGACUGUUUUGGCCAUAUGUAAGUUACAAGCAGUUUUAAUUAAGUUUGUCAUGACUUCCAAUUACACAGCUUCCGCUCUCUUUGAAGGAAGAAAGGUGCAGACUGAGUAUGGCUUGACUGCAAAAUGUAUUUACAUUAGAGAGACUGCUAUAAAAGUUUUGAGGGGAAGGAAGAAAAUCUGUUAGAAAUUGAUCCAGGGUUUAAAUCGUACAGUCAGAGAAAACGUGUCUCUUCUUGACAUGGCUUAGAGUAUAUUGGUUGAGUUAGAGACAUCUCUUUUGCCUUACAGCUGUGAGUAGAGGCCAGGCCAAAUAGUUCUUCCACAGCAAUGUUAAUUAAUUGAAACCAAUUUGAAAGGCAGGGAUACAUUAGCACUGAAAUCCAGAAAACAUAAAUUGCUUCUCAGUCUUGGAAAUGUAUGUUUAUCGAGGUUGUAAUUUAACUUUCUGCAAAUAAAGCCAAACAGUGUUUGUCAUUUUAGUGUGAGAUUAACUGUAAACUUCAGUUGUAAUGUUAAGAGAUUAUAGAACCUUAUAUUAUUAAUAAAAAGAAAAUGGGCCUAAA